AUGGAGGGGCGCGGGAACCCUCCGCUCAACACCACUGAUGCUGUGAUCAAGAAGCCAAGGAGUGUCGCUUCCAGGAAGCCAAGGUCCACGGAGCAGCUCACCUCUGAGUACAAUGGCAUUUGCCCGCCGUCUCGGAGCGCUCCCCAUGACGAGGACACUGGCGUUGAAGCUGGUGGGCAUCGGAGGAAAGAGCUACACCUAAAUAGCCCUGAAAUGAAGGGCUCCACGGCUCAUAGGAGUGACGUGCCCAGGAAGAUAAGAAGGGAUGAUAGAUCUGGAGGCGACCAUGAUGGCCAUGGUCGGAGCAGCAAAACGAAGGAUGCCGCCAAGCAUGGAAGUGAUGGUGCUCUUGCCCUAGAGUGCACAGCAAGAAACAAUGGAUCCCCUGAUAACCCACAGUUGGUCCCCAGAGAUGACUCUGUGCCUGGUGAAAAUAGGCCGAGAAAAGUAAAGCUCAAAGUUGUUGGGAUUAAUCGAACCCUACAUACCAAAAUUGGCCAGGAUGCUGGUGGCAGUGGCAUUCCUGCCACGUCGGAUGGCUCUAUUCAUCAGUACAAGCAAAAGGAUUCUGCUGGUCAAGCAAACAAAGAUACCCAUGGUAAUCGUGUUGAAGGAAAAUAUGGCAACAGGCACGAAAUUUCUCCGUCUUCUGACCUUGUUCGCAAGAGCAAAAGGAUUCCUAAGAAGAAAACACUUGAUGGAGAUUCUGAUGAUGAAGAUGGUGAAUUGCGCUACCUGGAAAAACUCAAAGGGGCUAAAGUUGCACCAGAUCCUGUGAACACUGGCCAUGAAGCUUAUGAUUUUGGUGAUGAUGCUCUCAAGAAAAAGAAGCUAUCCAAGCUUUCUAAAAAUAAGAGCACCCCAUAUGAAGUGGACGAGGACUUCAGAAUGUCUCGAUCUGGCAGGGAUGGUAGGAAGAAGUCGAAUUUAGGGGAUGACAAUGAGUUUAUAGAAGAGGAGGAAUCUGAGAUGGAUGAAAAGAAUGGGCUAAAGGAAGCUGAUUCACCUCAAGAUGUGAAGAUUGAAACCCCUGGUCUUACAACAAGACAGCGAGCCCUUCAAGGCAGGGGUGGGAAUGGUGAAAGCUUUAUUGAAUUUCCUGAUGGAUUACCAGCAGCUUCAUCAAGAAGGCAAAAGGAGAAGCUCUCAGAUGUGGAGAUACAAGCCAAAAAAGCAGAAGCUGCGCAGAGGCGUAAGAUGCAAGUUGAGAAGGCAGAGAAAGAACAACAGGCUGAAGCAAUGAGGAAGAUAUUGGGUAUAGAUUCUGAGAAGAAAAAGGAAGAGAAGAAGCUGAAAGAACGGGAAGAGAGGGAAAAACAAGCAAUAUUGGAAGAAUACAGGAAAAACUGCGUCCGGACUGUCAUGAGCCCAACUGGAACUGUGAUUACAUUCCCUGAGAGUAUGGGGCUUCCGAGCAUAUUUAACUCCAAACCUGUCAGCUAUCCGCCUCCAAGGGAGAAGUGUGCAGGCCCAUCGUGCACAAACCCAUACAAGUACCGCGACUCCAAGACGCUGCUCCCUCUCUGCAGCCUGGCGUGCUACAAGGCUGUCCAGGGCUGUCCUCCUGCCCAGGGAAGUGAAGGUGGCCAUGGAAGCAGUGCUGCCCAAGGGAGUGAAGCUGGCCAUGGAAGCAGUGCUGCCCAGGGUAGCGAUGCUGGCCAGGGAAGUGUCCCUACCCAGGGAACUGACGCUGCCCAGGAAAGUGCUGGGAAGCAAGCAUGA
Molecule: messenger RNA, 1722 nt
Organism: Miscanthus lutarioriparius
Lineage: Eukaryota; Viridiplantae; Streptophyta; Magnoliopsida; Poales; Poaceae
Source: the annotation of a GenBank genome assembly